AUACUUUUAUCAGGUAAAAAAAAUCAAAAAAUAAAAAUAUUAUAUAACAUAUCAAAUAAUAAAAAAAAAAUAAAAUUAGGUUAUAUAUUUCCAUAUGAAAAAAUAAACUAUAAUAAUAAAAUAAUUAAGCAACAAUAUUUAAAAAUAGGUAUUAAUAAAUCAAAAUCUAUAUUAUUAUCUUAUAUAAAAGAUAUUAUUUAA
Molecule: messenger RNA, 201 nt
Organism: Babesia microti strain RI
Lineage: Eukaryota; Apicomplexa; Aconoidasida; Piroplasmida; Babesiidae
Source: the annotation of a RefSeq genome assembly